Molecule: messenger RNA, 789 nt
Organism: Closterium sp. NIES-65
Lineage: Eukaryota; Viridiplantae; Streptophyta; Zygnematophyceae; Desmidiales; Closteriaceae
Source: the annotation of a GenBank genome assembly
AUGCUCGUGGACCGUGCACGCUCCUGGACCAGGCAAGCUCUUGGACCAGGCAGGCUUGUGGACCAGGAAAGUUCCUGGACCAGGCAAUCUCCUGGACUAGUCCAGGAGCUGGACGUGGACGACGUGGACGACGUGGACGACGUGGACGACGUGGACCUGGACGUGGACGUGGACGUGGACGUGGAGAUGGACGUGGAGAUGGACGUGGACGUGGACGUGGAUGUGGACGUGGACGUGGACAUGGACAUGGACGUAGACGUAGACGUGGACGUGGACGUGGACAUGGAGGUGGACAUGGACGUGGACGUGGACGUGGACAUGGACCUGGACGUGGACGUGGACGUGGACGACUUGGACGUGGACAUGGACGUGGACGUGGACGUGGACAUGGACGUGGACGUGGACAUGGACCUGGACGUGGACGUGGACGUGGACAUGGACCUGGACGUGGACGUGGACGUGGACGUGGACGUGGACGUGGACGUGGACGUGGACAUGGACGUGGACGUGGACGUGGACGUGGACGUCGACAUGGACGUGGACAUGGACCUGGACGUGGACGUGGACGUGGACGUGGACGUGGAGGUGGACGUGGACGUGGACAUGGAAGUGGAGGUGGACGUGGAGGUGGACGUGGACGUGGAGGUGGACGUGGAGGUGGACGUGGACGUGGACAUGGACGUGGACGUGGACGUGGACAUGGACGUGGACAUGGACGUGGACGUGGACGUGGACGUGGACGUGGACAUGGACGUGGACGUGGACGUGGACGUGGGGACAUGGACGUGA